Messenger RNA from Vicia faba (fava bean), 312 nucleotides. The record is from the annotation of a GenBank genome assembly. Lineage: Eukaryota; Viridiplantae; Streptophyta; Magnoliopsida; Fabales; Fabaceae.
AUGGCGAAAGAAAUUGAAAUCAUAUAUGAAGAAGAAUAUGUAUUGAAUUCUCGAGGAAUGAAAUUAUUAGCAACGAAAUGGAUUCCUGCAAAUGAAAAUCCAAAAGCAUUGGUUUUCAUGUGUCAUGGAUAUGCCAUGGAAUGCAGCAUUACCAUGAACAGCACAGCAAGAAGACUUGUAAAAGGUGGAUAUGCAGUUUAUGGUAUAGAUUAUGAAGGACAUGGAAAAUCAGAUGGAUUAGCUGGUCUUGUUAUGAAUUUUGAUGAUGUCAUUGAUGAUUGUUUCACUCAUUUCAGCAAAAUAUGUGGUUAG